Saprolegnia diclina VS20 is the source of this 1109-nucleotide messenger RNA. RefSeq lists its product as hypothetical. Lineage: Eukaryota; Oomycota; Saprolegniomycetes; Saprolegniales; Saprolegniaceae. The transcript has 3 exons. The record is from RefSeq and is a predicted model, not a curated record. The coding region runs from base 63 to 1109 and encodes 348 amino acids.
GCGAUUUGCGCGGAGAACAAUCGGCGUUUUGAGCGCUUGGGACACAAACACGCUGCCCGAGCAUGUCGGACUGCACGCAUGAGCUCGAGGACCUCCUCGUCGAAGUCUUCGAGAGCCUCGCCACGGACGGACCCAUCCUGCCCGAGCACGUCGCCCGGAAGCUCCAUGGCAUGGUCCACCUCCAUCGACUCUGCUCGCACCGGUACAGCUCCGACUUUGUGGGCACGAGCUGCCUCGAGUGCGGCGAGGCCCGGCGUAGCAACCAGGCGGACAGCGACGAGCUGACGCCCGAAGAGGCCGAGACAGACGUCGAGGUCAGCGCCGUGCUGGCGCGCCCCGAGCUCGUAGUCGAAGAUGCACCGGCGUGGAUUGCAAUCCAAAAGCAGAACGAGCAUCCCGAGUUGCUCAUCGAGUGCGACUCGGACGACGACUCGGACGACGACGAUGGCUUUGUACCGCGCUCCGACUGGGCGUCGAGCCAGGACCACCCUGAGAUCGUCAUUGAGCUCGAAGGCCCGCCCGUGCAGAGCGCUCAGCCCAAGAUUGUGAUCGAGCUCGAGCACGAGCCGAGCUACAUGGCCGCCUUGACUGCACACCCCGAGCUUGUCAUCGAGAUGGACGCGACGCCGGUGACAGCGACAGAGACAUGCGACGAAGUCAGCCACGUCAAUGGCGACGAAGAAGCAGAUGACGUGGCAGAAAUGCAGAGCCCAUCGUUCCUCGCGCUGCCUGCGAUUGAAGAAGAGGACGUCGAGACGUGCUCGGUGGCGUCGAUGAUGGAUGCGCUCGAGUUGGCCGGGAAGCCGCUGGUCCACCUGCCGAGCGUUCCCCAGUCGAGCGAGACACUGAGCAUGCACUCGGACGAUGAGACCGUCACGUCGGUGGACCUCGACUUGGAGAACAUCCAGUCGCUCAACAACGAGUACGACGAGUUCUUUGAGUUUAUGAACCAGCAGCUCGAGCCAGAAGAGUCGCCCGACGAGAUGCCCAGCCCCCGGGCAGCAUACACGCCGACGCACAGCAGAAGCAGCAGCGACGCCAGCGACUCGGAAGAUGACGAUCACGAGCCCUUGCUCGUCCAUCGCCAAGGGCAAGACCUCCGUUUCUAA